GCAGUGCUGGGUGCGGGAACGUUCCGGUCCCCGAACGCCUGCACCGGGGACUCGGGUCGGAACGCUGGAGCGGGGACAGCCCGCGCCGGGGGUGGAGUGGGGAGUCGGGGAGCUUGGAAAAUAAUAACUACGGUAAUAACAGUAAUAACGGCAGCAAUCAGCAGACCCCCGCCUUUCCCCAGGUGGAAUCGCUGGCCUAAUCUGAGCUGGGAGGUGGGAAGAACGUCCAGCCCUGGGUGGGGUGCGCAGUGGACGCCUGGGGGCCCGGAGCACCUACUUAGUAUAAGAAAAGGAGAGCGAUGGGUAGUCAGGGAGGAACUGAAAGCAAACUGACCGGCCCAGGGGACGGAGAGGAGGGAAAGGACCCUGCGCUUGGGGUUUCUGACCCUCUCAGGAGGCUCCGUUGAACUAAUUUGCAUCCAGACGGGAGAGCCCAUGGCGGUGUGUGGACAUGCCACCACCUUAACUAGGUCUAGAGGCCUCCUUGUUCAUCAGGUAACUCAGCUGGUGCCCUACCCUGGCAAUUGAAGAGUUGACUAAACUUUUGUCCACAGAACUGAUUAUCCGUUCUCAUUUUGUUGAAAUUCAGCACUGAGGCUCCAAAGAGGGAGGUCUGUAAGUCUCCUGCCCUUGACCCAAGUGAUGGGCUCUUGAGUCACACUAAUUAAUUUUCCGAGUAGUUGGGGAUGGAUUUGGAUGUUGUUCCUUGUCUUGGAGACUUGAAAGGAUCAAGGACUCUAGGGUCUGGUCACCAGGGAGACUGGAUGGAUAAUGCCUGCUUUUGACUUCUUGGACACAUCCUAUGUGACCUUUCUUAAACCAGUUUCUUCUCAGGUCACACCUUGAUUCCAAACCUCCAAGGGCUCCUCGGUGUUGGUUAAAAACACCUGCCCUUUUGCACAGGGCAGGGGCGAUGGCCUCGCUCUGUUGUCAAACCCACUUGGGUUUGCUGCUUUUCCUGCCAUUCACCAGCUUGCACCCAGCAAAUGAUUUGACAUCUCCCAGCUCCAGUUUCCUUUUCAGGAAAAUGCGGAUUGCACUAGUAUGACCAAAUCUCCAUUUGUUUUUUGCUCCCCCAUAACAGAACAAGGCCCUGUACUGGCCCACCCUGAAUUCUGUUUUAUCCAAGGAUUUAAUGUAAUUCUUUGGCCACUUGCUUAAUUUCUAUCAGUCCUUUUUUAAGUACUAAUCCUAGAGACCAAGUUGUUUCUCUUAAAACACUCGUGUUAACCUAGGUUGGGGGAAACCCCUGGGGGCUGAUGAUCCUUGACUAAGCUUGGAGUGCAGUGGUCAAAUACAUUAGAAAAUGAAUAUAUCCUAUUGAUCCCAUUUACUGUGGUUUCCCCUUUAGGCAAAAACCUGGGAGCAUUCCACCGAUUGCUGUUUCCCUCAGUCCAUCAGCACAUAGUGAGGGCGCUCAACUUUCAAGAUAUACCUGAAUCUGACUAACUUCUCCCACCCCCACUGUUCCCACCCGGUCUAGGCACCUUCUUCAUCCACCUGGACCACUGCAGUGUCUUCCCUGAGUUCCCUGCUUCUCCUUUUAUCCCCCACUGUCCAUUCUCCGCGCAGCAGGCAGAAGGGAUCCUGUGCAAACCCAAAAUCAGGUCCUGCCCCUCUUCUGCUCAGAAACUCCCAUGGCUCCCGUCUCACAGCGUUGAGACCCAAGUUCUCACCAUGGACCUCAAGGCCCCUGCAUGUUCUGCCAGUGGCCUCCUUGCUAAGUCUGAGUCACCCUUCCAUAGCCUGCAUUUGCUGUUCCCGCUGACUGGAAGGCUUUUCCCAUAGAUCUCCGCAGAGCUCAAUUCCUUAUUCCAUGUAGGUCUGUGCUCACAGGUAACCUCAUCAGAGCGAUCUCUCCUGAGCACCUUUCCUAGACACCAGCUCUUGACUACCCCUAGGCUGGGCCAGACAGCCACUCUGGGCUACUGAGGCCCUGGGACGCCUUCAUUCCAUCCUUCUUCACCCUGGGUCAUCAUUGUCUAGAGAUAAGGCUGUGUCACCCACUGGACUGUACCGGGCAGGGCUGGGCUGUUUCACUUACAGCUGUGUCCCCAGCACCACCCAGCAUGGGCCGGGCACAGAGCAGGCACUCGGAUAAUGUGAAUGGGUGAAUCUUUACAUUCCUUCAACAAAUAUUUACGGAGCUCCCCCUGUAUGCAAGGCCCUACAUGGGGCUGGGAUGGACUUGUGAAGUAAUCACACAAGUCUCUUCUCUCAAAGGCUUAUGUUCUGUGGCAGGACAGCGGACAGGAAAACAAAUACAUUUUGUCAGGAGGUGAUGGUGCUAUGAAGAAAAGAUAAUGCAGGGUGAAGGGGCUACUAUUUUCCUCCCUGUAAAGGUAGUGUUUGCACAGCCACCUGAGUGAAGUGAGGGAGGAAGGAGAUCUUUUUGAUGCUUCAUGUCACAGAUGAGGAACCGGCUCAGGGAGGCUGCUGGUCGCGUUGCGGUGACCUGCUGGGAUCCCUGGUGGUGAAUCAGGCUGGAACCCACGGAUCUCCCUGCCUCCACAGCCUUAUCCUCUGUCCCGGGCGGGUCCUUUUUGACCAGGAGCUGCAGAGACAGGAAGAGUCUAACGAGAAAAAGGACAAUCUCAAGUACCUCUAGACCCCAGGACAAUGCAGACGCCACUGGCCAGUCCUGUGCCUGUGCUCCGGCUCCCCCGGGGCCCUGAUGGCUUGAGUCGAGGCUUUGCCCCUGAUGGACGCAGGGCCCCCCUGAAGCCAGAGGUUCCUGAAACCCCGGAGUCUUCUGUAAUUCAUGAAUGUCGGGAAUCCCAGGAACAGCAGGCCCGAGCUGCCCUCCGAGAGUGCUAUCUCCGAAGCCUGCUGGCCAUGGUGGGUCGCCAGGUCAGCUUCACCUUGCAUGAGGGUGUGCACGUGACCGCCCACUUCGGAGCCACUGACCUGGACGUGGCUAACUUCUAUGUGUCGCAGCUACAGACUCCGAUAGGUGUGCAGGCUGAGGCGCUGCUCAGGUGUAGUGACAUUAUUGCAUACACCUUCAAGCUAUAAAGACAUUGUGGUCACCUUCUGCCUUAGGCCUAUCCACAGAUUCCCAGGCCUCUGGCUGUUCCGGAUCUCUGGGCCUCAUAGAGUUUGGAACUCCCUUGGAAUGUUGAGUCAAGCUCCAAGCAAUUCUGGCUUCUUGGGACCUCCAGGGUCAAGUCAGUAAAAUUCUGCAACCCCAGGAGUUCUAGAUCCCAUUGAAAGGAGUGCUUAAAAAAAGAAAGAAAGAAAGAAAGAAAGGAGUGCUCUACCUCACAGAACUCUAAACUCUAUAGUAAUGUGGGCCUCAUUCCAGUUCCUGAAGGGGGGGUGGGGUAGGCUGCAUUGGGAAUAAAGAAGGCAAAUUGCAGAGUGGGAAAUUGUUUAUUAAAAAAGUUACAAAGUUCAAUCACCCAGAAGAUACUCCCAAAUACUCCCUCCUGCCAAAGAACCAACUACUAUUCCAGGAAAAUCUGCCUGUUUUUGUUGUUGUUUUUUAAGCGUACCCCACAGGGAUGAAGUCAGAUUUAGAAGGUGGAAGGGUAGCUGUCCAACGACUGAGUCUGGUGGAGCUGGGCCAAGAAAGGGAGGACGCAUCAAAAGGCUGGGGGGAACUCAGGUUAAGGUGAGGGAAUUGGACUGCCCCUCGUCUCUGGGAAUGACUGGAGUGACCUGGGUGGCAGGCUUAGAUGAUUUGGACUAGAUUUCUUUAUUGGGUGGGCGGGGUUGUACAUAGUUGAGGGCAUGAGUCGUGCUGGGUUACAUGGAAGUGCGCUCCCACCUGGGUGGUGUAGACCGCACACCACUGAAAAUUUGCUUCCCGGCUCACGUGGGGAAGGGUCGUACCCUGUGCACAGCGCCACUGAGGAAAGUCUGAGAAUUAGGGGUUAUCGUGAAGCUUCACCUCUUCAUUUCGCUCCAGCGGUGUGGUAUGGUGGUCCACGUCACUCGCUUCACUUAGUCCUGUCACUAAGAGUCUUGCAACAGAUUCGCUUUAAAAAAAAGUAAUUUCUGCCCCCUUUGUAAUUCCACCAACUUCAGAAUGUAAGUGAAGAUUCCAUUCAAUAUAGAUGAGAUUUGCUUCGUUUGUCUUCAGCCACGAAAGUGCGGUGGCCUAUGCUGCUGAAGGCAAGUGUAAAGUCUCCUCUCCCGCGUCCAUUCACAACGCCACUUCUGGCGAGUCCUUGGCCUAGCUUUCGAGUUGCCUUGGCAACGACGUCGCUCCUCCCCAAGUCCCCUUUUUUGGUUUUAGCCCCGCCUUUCUCCCCAACUUGAGGGAUGAGCUGGGAAAGCAUGGCGAAAGUGCGGAGGCGAAUAUUAAGCGAUUCAGUUGAGCACUAGGGGGGCGUGGCUUGAGCUCACGCUGGUUCGCUUCUGGCUUGGUGAUCUACGUGCUCCAUUGCCCCGUAUUUUGAUUGGCAGAUUCGUCCCCUACUUUUGGAAUUCCUUUUUUCGCCCAGUUUUUUUUGUUUUUCUUUUUUGAAGUCAAGACUAUGA
Messenger RNA from Rhinolophus ferrumequinum (greater horseshoe bat), 4485 nucleotides. It is a transcript of the gene GEMIN7, whose product is annotated as gem nuclear organelle associated protein 7. NCBI's taxonomy places the organism in Eukaryota, Metazoa, Chordata, Mammalia, Chiroptera, Rhinolophidae. The coding region runs from base 2620 to 3015 and encodes 131 amino acids. Gene Ontology annotation, biological process: spliceosomal snRNP assembly. Gene Ontology annotation, cellular component: SMN-Sm protein complex. Gene Ontology annotation, molecular function: RNA binding. The transcript is spliced from 4 exons. The record is from RefSeq and is a predicted model, not a curated record.